This is a messenger RNA of Polistes canadensis, 11880 nucleotides long. RefSeq names its product dynein heavy chain 7, axonemal (gene Dhc36C). NCBI's taxonomy places the organism in Eukaryota, Metazoa, Arthropoda, Insecta, Hymenoptera, Vespidae. The transcript has 36 exons. Gene Ontology annotation, cellular component: dynein complex. The record is from RefSeq and is a predicted model, not a curated record. Gene Ontology annotation, molecular function: ATP binding; dynein light intermediate chain binding; dynein intermediate chain binding. Gene Ontology annotation, biological process: microtubule-based movement. Bases 1 to 11862 code for a protein of 3953 amino acids.
AUGUUCAUGCAACAUUUGCGAAAAGCUAUCUUGGGAUUAAAAAAAUGGAAAAAAUCAACUUACGAAAGAUAUCAUCGCACACGAUGCGUCGAUCCGAAAAAGAACAAUUUCGUAGGUACGUUGAUAAAAUUGUUCGUAUCAACUGUUCUCGUUUCCACCCUUGUUCCAUAUAAAUUUUCUUUUCGCAGUAUAUUGUUUGCUCUAUUUAUUCGUAGGUAUAUAGUCGGCUUAAUAACGAAACCAGAAUUAUCGGAAACGAAAGAGGAUUUGCAGAUUGACAAUAAUACGAAUAGAUAUUAUUAUUAUUACAUUUACCACGGCGUCGAUACAACUCGGAUCGCACGAAUUCAAGAGGAUGUUUUGAAGAAAAUAUUAAAUUUGGUACCGCGCAAAUUACGAGAUAAAUUUAUCGAUUACACGAAUCAAUUGUUAAUCGAAAUAGAAGAAGAUUUUUCGCGUAAUAUAAAGAGGGCUGUAUUAGAAUCGGCAUUGUUGGAUCCUUAUGGUGAAGAUCCGCAUUACAAGGAUGAAACUCUGGUGGUUCGAGUCGAUACUCAAUGUAUCGAACGAUACAGGUAUAUUCUGGAAAAGAGCUUACAUUUGAUAAAUCCAUGCAUGAGAAUGACUUUAGAACAAUGGAUAGUCGAUUACGAAACAUUUCGUUUGAUCGACUUCAAAGUAAUUGCCUCGCACAACGAGAGUUGGGAUUUAAUAGAUUUUCAAAAUUUAAUCUUUCGACAAAUCGCUAAGGCAAAACGCAAUCUGUACAAGUCUUGGUACGGUGGUGUACAGGAUAUAUAUCUCGCGAAUAAUAGGAAAAAUGUAGUGCCCAGUCCUUUGCAACGUAAGCGCUUUAAAAGAUUUUUCGAUUGCACUGCAACGUUGAUGGAGUCUCAACUGUUGGAAGUGUGCGAGAAAACCCUUCAGGAUUUUAUGAAAUACAUCGUUACGUGCGCGCCUUACAAUCCUGGUUUUAAAAUAAAUUUAGUAAUCAAAUCGAAAAACUUGAUAUUCGAACCGACUUUCGAACUAUUUAAAGAAACACUUUGCAAUAUUUUAGACAAUCUUUGUGAGACGGUGCAACAUUUCGAAAGGCUCGAAACUCAACUUUAUCUCGACUGGAGUGGACCACUAGAAUUUCUUAAACCGAAAAUAUCGAAGACUAUGAUCGGACAAUUGAAAAAACAAAUUAACGAUUUGAUUGAACAAUUCAGGCUUGCUCCGGAAGAGAAAUUAAUGAAAAUGAAAGAGUACACGCAUCUGUACGACGGUCAAGAAGAAAAAAUUGUCAAUCUUUUUCUGGCGGAUCAAACGAAUGCCUUAAAAAAUUACAAGGAGAGGAUUGAAUAUUAUCAUGAAGUUGCAAUAAAAAUACCAUUAGAAAUUGAGAAGACAAUAUUCGAAGAAUUUUUUGAAAUUUCUCUCAAGACAUUCAUCGAAUUCUUAGUUAAUGAAGUUGUUGGCUUCAAAGUCGCAUUAAUUAAUCAUUUAAUAACCAUAUAUCAGACUAUAGUGGAAAACGUUAUAGAAGAAUAUAAAAGCAUAGCAGAUCGGGCUUUGAGUGAACCAGCAAACACCGCUAUUUUAAUGGAAUUAAUUGCUUAUGUAAGAAAAGUCGACGAUGUCACGCUGGCGAAUGUAGAAAAUAAAUUGCACAUAAUAAUGGAUCACAUUCUCCUUCUUUCGGACUAUUGCUUAUUGACCGACGAAGAAAUAAAUAGAAAUAACACUGCCUUUCAAUGGUAUCAUAAGAUUCCUGAGAUUCUAGAAGACAAUCGAUCGAUCGUAGAGAAUAAGAUGAAAGAAUUUCAAGACGCUCUUAAAGUUAGGUAUCAAAAAUUCGAAGAAGAAUUGGAAUCUUACGCCGAACAGGUGGAGGAGGUUCAACAUUGGGGAGACAUAGACGAGGUGUUCCGAUAUCAAAAGAAAGCUCAGAACUUGGAGAAUAAAUUGAUUGCCGCUAUGGAAAAGAUCGACAGAUUCAACGAAGAAGAAUUAGCUUUUGGUUGGGAAAUAACUCAAUAUCCAUUUCGUAAAAAAAUCGCGGAUCGAUUGGCACCUUUUAAGAAACUCUUCGAUACUGCUUGCGAAUACUUAAGCAAAUACGAGCAAUGGAUAAACUCCGUGAUCGGUAGUUACGAUCCAGAAACUAUCGAAGACGAAGUAGGCCAAGCUUACAGAGCGAUUUAUAAGCUGGAAAAAAGUUUUCAAGAGCCUGACUCUAGAAAUUUGGCUGCUACGGUACUCGACAAAAUAGAAGAUUUUAAAGAUCGUAUACCUGUUGUCUUGACACUCGGUAACCCAGGAAUAAAAGCUCGUCAUUGGGCUCAAAUCUCGACGAUUAUUGGCAUUCCUAUUAAAUUUGAUGACGAGCUAACUCUUGGAAAAGUACUCGAUAUGCAUUUGGACAGAUAUAUUGGUCAGCUCGAAGGUAUAUCCGAGGCUGCUACCAAGGAGAACACUUUAGAGAGGGGUAUGGAUAAAAUGGAAAAAGAAUGGUCAGAUUUGGUUUUUACUAUCAAUCUUUAUAAAGACACUGGCACCUAUGUGGUUGCUAGCGUCGACGAGAUACAAUUAUUGCUAGACGAUCAUAUUAUGAAAGCUGUUACUAUUAGAAAUUCGCCUUACAUUAAACCCUUCGAAUCACGAAUUAUGAAAUGGUUACAAAAGUUACAUUUAUUGGAAGAUAUUUUAGAUCAUUGGUUGAAAGUUCAAUCGAUCUGGAUGUAUUUGGAACCGAUCUUUUCGUCUCCUGAUAUUCAACAGCAAAUGCCAGAGGAAGGCCGAAGAUUUUCAGCGGUCGACAAGACGUGGCGUGAUAUAAUGAAAACUGUCGAGGCCGAUCCUCGCGUAUUGACCGUCAUCGAAAUAGAUAAAAUGUUGGAAAGGUUGAAGAAAAGUUUUGCUUUUCUCGAAUUAAUUCAGAAAGGUCUCAAUGAUUAUUUGGAGAAGAAAAGACUUUUCUUUCCACGCUUUUUCUUCUUGUCGAACGACGAGUUAUUAGAAAUACUUUCGGAGACGAAAGAUCCUACGAGAGUUCAGCCACAUUUGAAGAAAUGUUUUGAAGGGAUAGCCAAAUUAAAGUUCAACGAGGAACUCGAAGUAUUAGCAAUGAGAUCAUCCGAAGACGAAGAGGUUCCUUUGACAGAUGUGAUAUCGACAAUGGCAGCAAGAGGACAAGUUGAGAAAUGGUUGAUCGAAUUGGAAAGGAUAAUGCGAGAAAGCAUACGUCAAGUCGUAAAAGAUGCGAUAGAUGCUUAUUUCAUAAAGGAAAGAACGGCAUGGGUUUUAGAUUGGCCUGGACAAACGAUUCUUUGCGUUGGACAAAUGUAUUGGACUCAGCAAGUCGAAGAGGCGAUGUUACGAGGCGUUGACGGUCUACGCGAGUAUUUCGAUCAAUGCCAAACAGAAUUAAAUGACAUCAUUGUGCUAAUAAGAGGAAAGUUAUCCAAACAGAAUCGUGUUUCAUUAGAAGCUUUGGUUACAUUGGACGUUCACGGAAAGGACGUGCUAGAAGAUCUCUGCGAGGAAGAAGUUACGAAAAACACCGAUUUCAGGUGGCUUUGUCAUCUUCGUUAUUAUUGGCUGACCGAGAACAUGUGGGCUUAUAUGAUAAAUUCGUAUCUACCGUAUGGUUACGAAUAUCUUGGAAAUACAUCGAGAUUAGUGAUCACCCCGUUGACCGAUCGAUGUUAUCGAACAUUGUUUGGCGCUUUAAAUCUUCAUUUGGGUGGGGCACCCGAAGGACCGGCAGGAACUGGAAAAACCGAGACUACGAAGGAUCUGGCCAAGGCAAUGGCCAAGCAGUGCGUCGUUUUCAAUUGUUCCGAAGGUCUCGAUUAUUUAGCUCUUGGUAAAUUUUUCAAAGGUAUUGCUUCUUGCGGCGCUUGGUCUUGCUUCGACGAGUUCAAUCGGAUAGAUCUCGAAGUCCUAUCGGUCGUUGCGCAACAAAUCUUAACGAUACAACGCGCCAUCAAUGCCAAGGCCGAAAAGAUCGUUUUCGAGGGAACGGAGAUCUUUUUAGAUCCUACCUGUGCUAUUUUCAUCACGAUGAAUCCUGGCUACGCCGGAAGAUCGGAAUUACCGGAUAAUUUGAAAGCUCUAUUCCGACCGGUUGCUAUGAUGGUACCGGAUUAUGCGCUCAUAGCUGAAAAUACACUUUAUUCUUAUGGUUUCUAUAACGGAAGACCUCUAGCAGUUAAAAUCAGUACGGCUUACAAGCUAUGUUCCGAGCAACUUAGUAGUCAGCAUCAUUACGAUUACGGUAUGAGAGCCGUCAAGUCGGUCCUAGUUGCUGCUGGAAAUUUGAAAUUAAGAUAUCCCGAUGAAUCGGAAGAUAUAUUAGUAUUGAGAAGUAUCUUGGACGUUAAUCUACCAAAGUUCCUCGUCCACGAUCUCCCACUCUUUCAGGGAAUUGCUUCGGAUUUAUUUCCUGGCAUUGUGCUACCUGCUCCAGAUUACACGCAUAUCAAUGAAUGCACGAGAGACGCCUGUCGCGCGGCAAAUAUUCAAUGUACGGAUUUCUUUCUCGAGAAAAUACAACAGAUCUACGAGAUGAUGAUCGUUAGACACGGGUUCAUGAUUGUCGGUUUACCCUUUGGCGGAAAGACUUCCGCUUACAGGAUGUUGGCCGAUUGCCUGGCUUUGCUCGAGGAUCGUGGACUGAUGGAUGAGCAUCGAGUGGAGAUUACCGUCAUCAAUCCCAAGGCUAUCACGAUGGGUCAACUCUAUGGUCAGUUCGAUCCUGCCUCUCACGAGUGGACCGAUGGAGUGCUCGCUGUUAGUUAUAGGGCAUUUGCGGUUUCUACUAACGAGAACAGAAAGUGGUUGGUAUUUGACGGCCCCGUAGAUGCACUCUGGAUAGAAAAUAUGAAUACCGUAUUGGAUGACAACAAAAAGCUUUGUCUCACCUCGGGGGAAAUUAUCCAGUUGGCACCCACCACAAAUUUAAUUUACGAACCCAUGGAUUUGGAGGUUGCCUCUCCAGCUACCGUAUCAAGAUGCGGUAUGAUCUACAUGGAACCUAUCAGCCUUGGCUGGAAACCGUUGUUAACUUCUUGGCUAAAUACGCUUCCUCCUGCUAUCCACGAGCACCUUAAAAAUCACCUCGAGGAAAUGUAUACGAGAUUCUGUCCACCUCUCUUACACUUGAUACGUCGUUGCGGGGCUAAAGAAAUGAUCAAUAUGCCGGAUGCCAACUUGACGAGAUCCGUUAUGCAUCUCUUUGAUUGUUUCAUGGACGAUUUUUACGAUGAAAAUUAUAUGCAAUCGUUAUCGGAUUUGGAUGUUAGAGCUCAAGUGGAGGGUUGCUUCUUAUUUUCGUGUAUUUGGGCGUUGGGAGGUACGCUGAUGGUGAAUUAUCGAGAAUGGUUCAACAUACUUUUUAGAGCGUUGUUAACUUCAGAAUUUCCGAAUGACGUAAGAGAACGUUUUUCCAUAACCGAUGAAAUUCCUGAUUUAAAAAAGCCCUAUAUCGCUAUUAUACCAACCAUUGGAUUGGUUUACGAUUAUAAGUUUGUAAAAGAAGGUAGAGGAAAGUGGAAACCGUGGGCGGACGAUCUGCAAGAUGCUCCAGCAAUACCGAAAGAUAUACCAGUCAAUCAAAUAAUUGUUACUACCAUCGAGACAAUACGAUAUUUUCAUCUUUUCCGAAGCUUGAUAUGUCACCAUAAGCCUGUGCUUCUGGUUGGUCCGACUGGUACAGGAAAGUCGGUAUACAUUAUGGAUUUUCUUCUUAAGAGGAAUAAUCCGGAGAUAUUCAAGCCGCUCUUUGUAAUAUUCUCGGCACAAACCACGGCCAAUCAGACGCAGGAUAUUAUUAUGAGUAAAUUAGAUAGAAGGAGGAAAGGAGUGUACGGUGCUACACCUGGCUCUCACUGCGUCGUUUUCGUCGAUGACCUUUCCAUGCCGCAAAAAGAAGAAUUUGGUGCUCAGCCACCCAUCGAAUUGCUCAGACAAUUAUUGGAUCAUUGGACUUGGUACGAUUUCAAGGAAAUCGUACCGAUCAAGCUGAUGGAUGUCCAAUUAAUUUGCGCGAUGGGACCACCAUCGACCGGUCUCGAUGUUACGCCCAGAUUCAAGAGACACUUCGUUACGUUAGCCGUUUCCGAGUUCGACGACGAUGUCAUGGUGAUGAUCUUCAGUAAAAUUAUGUCUUGGCAUUUGGAAAGUCAAGGUUUUUCUCCUCUCUUCGAGUGUUGCAUUGAUUAUAUCGUUAAUGCUACGUUGGAUAUUUACAAAAAGACAAAACUGCAUCUUUUACCUACCCCUGCCAAAUCUCAUUAUUUAUUCAAUCUGCGUGAUUUUUCAAGAGUCAUUCAAGGCGUCUUACUUUCCACCCCCGAUUCGAUCAUUAGCCCCGUUGCGAUGAAACGUUUGUGGGUUCACGAAGUUCUUCGCGUUUACGGGGAUCGUCUUGUGGACGAUAUCGACACUCGAUGGCUGAUUGCACAAAUGAAACAAACACUGAGCGAUCAUAUGAAAGAUACUAUGGAACAUCUUUUCAAUGAUCUACUUGAACGAUUUGAAACCGAGAUAACGGAAUUGCAUCUACGGAAUUUAGUUUAUUGCGAUUUUCAUGAUCCACUAGCCGAUAAAAAAUUAUACGUAGAGGUCGACUUGGACGAACUUACUGUCGCGGUAGAAGAUUAUUUAUCGGAAUAUAACGAGUUAUCGAGAACACCCAUGAAUCUGGUUCUCUUUAGAUUCGCGAUAGAACAUCUUUCAAAGAUUUGCCGAGUAAUGAUGCAGCCACGGAGUCAUGCAAUGCUCGUUGGGGUCGGCGGAUCCGGUCGGCAAUCGUUAACUAGGCUAGCUGCUCACAUCUCGGAUUACGAUCUUUUCCAAGUGGAGAUGUCUCAACAAUACGGUCCACACGAGUGGCACGAAGACUUGAAGAAUAUUUUGAGAAGAAGCGCUGCCAGCGACUUGCACACCGUAUUUCUUUUUAUGGACACUCAGAUCAAGGAGGAAACAUUUUUGGAAGAUGUUAGCAAUUUGUUGAAUUCUGGCGAGGUCCCGAAUCUUUUUACCGGCGAGGAUAAAUCGGAGAUAUGCGAGAAAAUGCGACUAAUCGAUAGGCAGAGAGACAAAUCGAUGCAAACCGAUGGAAGUCCCGUAGCACUGUUCAACUUUUUCGUACAAACUGUCCGCGAGCAUUUGCACGUGGUCGUGACGAUGUCGCCGAUCGGUGACAAUUUUCGAAUAAGAAUUCGUAAGUUUCCUGCUUUAGUCAGCUGUUGUACGAUCGAUUGGCUGCAACCUUGGCCGGAGGAUGCACUCCUCGCGGUGGCUACUCAAUUCUUAAACGAGAUAGAAAUGCCCGUUGAAGAACGCGAGGCCUGCAUCGAAAUGUGUCAAUUCUUUCAUACGUCGACGCAGGAUCUAUCGAAGGAAUUUUUAAAAAAGGCCAAGAGACAUAAUUACGUCACUCCCACCUCUUAUCUCGAAUUAAUUAACACGUUCAAAGAUCUUCUCGGGAAGAAAAGGAGGGAAGUUCUCGAAGGUAAGAGAAGAUACGAAGCGGGUCUUGAAAAGUUGGACAGUACGCAUAGGCAGGUAGAAAAGAUGCAAGAGAUAUUGGUGGCGUUGCAACCGAAAUUGAUAAUCGCCGCCAAAGAUGUCGAGGCGAUGUUUCGCGACGUGCAAAACGAGAGCGAAGAAGUUAGCGCGAUGGAGCAAAUUGUCAAAGAAGACGAACAAGCUGCUUUGGUGGUUGCAGGGGAGGCAGAUGCUAUACGCGCGGAAUGCGAUGCCGAUUUGCAAGAAGUUAUGCCGAUAUUAAAUGAAGCAAAUGCCGCCUUGAACACCCUGACACCCCAAGAUAUUCAGAUCGUUAAAUCUAUGAAGCGUCCACCAGCUGGCGUGAGACUAGUCAUGACGGCUGUUUGCAUAUUAAAGGACGUUAAGCCAGAAAAAGUUCAGACGCCAGAAGGAAUGGUAGACGAUUAUUGGAAGGCCUCUCUCCGAAUUCUCGGGGAUAUGAAAUUCCUAGAAUCCCUUUUAUUUUUCGAUAAAGAUAAUAUACCGGAAAGAAUAAUGACAAAGAUACGUACGACUAUAUUGACAAAUCCGGAUUUCGAUCCUGAAAGAAUUAGGCACGUUUCUACGGCUUGCGAGGGKCUAUGCAGAUGGGUUUUCGCGUUGUCCGAAUACGACAAGGUUGCUAAAGUCGUUGCACCUAAAAAGCAAGCAUUGGCUCAAGCGGAAGCCGACUAUACGGAUGCUAUGGAUCAAUUGAACUUAAAGAGGAACCAGUUGCAAGAGGUGCAAGAAAGAUUGAACAAAUUGCAAAUGCUUUUGGCUAGGAGAGAGGCCGAAUACAAAACCAUGACCGACGAAGUUCACGAUUGCGAGGAAAAACUCAGAAGAGCCAAGGAGUUGAUCGGCGGUUUAGGAGGAGAAUAUACGAGAUGGUCUGACACCGCUAAAGCCUUGGGAGAACGUUACUAUACUUUGACCGGUGACGUCCUUAUUGGAUCCGGUAUCGUAGCCUAUUUGGGUGUAUUUACGAUGCAAUAUCGACAGAAACAAAUUGAAAAUUGGAUACAAAUUUGUACGGAUCUUCGUGUUAUUUGCGCGCAAGAUUAUCAAUUGACGCAAGUUCUUGGCGAUCCAGUCUUGAUCAGAUCGUGGAAUAUUUUUGGUCUUCCGAGCGAUCUCUUCUCGAUCGAUAACGGUAUAAUUGUGACCAAUGCUCGACGAUGGCCGCUCAUGAUCGAUCCUCAAAGUCAAGCGAACAAGUGGCUGAAGAAUAUGGAGAAGGCCUCCAACAUUAACGUUAUUAGAUUGGAUCAAUUGGAUUAUAUGAGAGUUCUCGAGAAUGCUAUAACGUUCGGUCAACCUGUCUUACUCGAAAACGUUGGGGAAGAAUUGGAUGCCGCUUUGGAACCUCUUUUAUUGAAGCAAACUUUUAAAUCUGGCGGUGCGAUUUGCAUUAAAGUCGGGGACUCCAUUAUCGAGUAUUCCGAUAACUUUCGAUUUUACAUCACCACGAAAUUACGCAACCCCCAUUAUCUACCCGAAGUCAUUGUCAAAGUUACCUUAUUGAAUUUCAUGAUUACCCCUAUUGGAUUGGAGGAUCAGCUUUUGGGUAUUGUCGUUGCGAAAGAGAGACCAGAUUUGGAGUCGGAAAAAAAUCAAUUAAUCAUUCAGGGUGCCGCUAAUAAAAAAAUGCUGAAGGAAAUAGAAGACAAAAUAUUGAAAGUGUUAUCCGCGUCCGAGGAGAAUAUUCUCGAAGAUGAAACAGCGAUUCACAUUCUCAGUUCUUCGAAAAUUCUUGCCGACGAAAUUCAAGUUAAACAAGCGGCUGCCGAAGUCACCGAAAAGUCUAUCGAUGCGGCAAGAUCGCAAUACGCGCCUAUUGCCGUUCAUAGUACCGUUCUCUUCUUUACGAUCGCGAUUUUGGCGAAUAUCGAUCCGAUGUAUCAAUAUUCUCUGGUUUGGUUCGUCAAUCUUUUUAAAAAUACUAUCGAUAAUACACCAGUAGUCGACGAUAUAGGACAACGAUUGCAAGAUCUUACUAAGUUUUUCACUCGUUCGCUUUACGUGAACAUAUGUCGGUCGUUGUUUGAGAAAGAUAAGCUUCUUUUUUCCUUACUUUUGGUGGUAAAUCUGUUGAACAAGAAAGGAGAGAUAUCGAUGGCACAAUGGAUGUUUCUGCUAACAGGCGGUGUCGGUCUUGAGAACCCUUUCGAAAAUCCUACCCAAUGGCUUCCUACAAAGUCCUGGGAUGAACUGUGUCGCUUGAACGAAGUUACGGGUUUUUUGGGAAUCAAAGAUGUUUUUGUAAAAAACAUCGACGCUUGGAAAUUUAUAUUUGAUGACAAGGAACCUGAUAAAUUAACUUUUCCCGAACCUUAUGAUAAACUUUCCACGUUUGAAAGAAUGUUAGUCUUACGGUGUAUACGACCUGAUAAAGUUGUGCCUGCUGUACAACAUUUUGUCGAAGAAAUAAUAGGACGAAAAUUCAUCGAACCGCCGCCAUUCGAUUUGAUAGCUUCUUACGCGGAUUCGCAUUCUUGUAUACCCCUUAUAUUUGUUCUAACACCGGGUGCCGAUCCUAUGGCAAUUUUAUUGAAAUUCGCCGAUGAUCAAGGCUUUGGAACCAACAGGCUUUUUUCCUUGUCCCUUGGUCAGGGACAAGGUGUUAUCGCUGCAGAACUCAUAGACGAGGGUACGAAAAAUGGUACUUGGGUCGUUUUACAAAAUUGUCACCUUGCUAAAAGUUUUAUGCCACAUCUGGAAAAGAUUUGCGAGAGUUUUACCACCGAAACGGUGCAUCCAGAUUUUCGAUUAUGGUUGACCAGCUAUCCGGUCGAUCAUUUUCCAGUUAGUAUACUUCAAGAUGGAAUUAAGAUGACCAAUGAACCUCCCAAGGGAUUGCGUGCAAAUAUCAUUAGAUCUUACUUACAAGAUCCCAUGUCCGACGAAGAAUUUUUCGAAUCUUCGAAGCAGAAGGAGAAUCUGAAGAAACUUUUAUUUUGUCUCUGCUUCUUCCAUGCGAUUGUUCAGGAACGAAGGAAAUUCGGUCCGAUCGGUUGGAACAAUCAAUAUGAAUUUAACGAGACCGAUCUUAGAAUCAGUGCUUUACAGUUGAAAAUUUUCUUGGAUCAAUACGACGACGUUCAGUUCACUGCACUCAAAUAUUUGACAGGGGAAUGUAAUUACGGUGGACGAGUAACCGACGAAUGGGAUCGAAGAACGUUGAUAACGAUUUUAAAGAAAUUCUAUUGCGUGGAAUCUAUAACGAUAGAAAAUUAUUCCUUUGACGAAACUGGUAUUUAUUAUGUGCCGCAAGUCGAUAAACACGAAGAAUUUCUGGAAUACGUUAGAUCGUUUCCUAUGACAACCGCUCCCAGCGUUUUUGGCAUGAACGAGAAUGCAGACAUUAUAAAGGAUCAACAAGAAACGCAUUUGAUGUUUACGUCGCUCCUGACUACUCAGGAACUGCAAGUGGUAAAGAUCAAAAAAUUAAGGAGUAAGGAUACAGCUGAAACUGAAAUGGAUACAGGAAAAUCGCAAGACGAUAUUGUGUAUGGUGUUGCCGAAGACAUUUUGACAAAGUUGCCAAAUGAUUUUGACCUCGCUGUUGCAUUGGAAAAAUAUCCUACCCUCUAUGAAGAAAGUAUGAACACGGUAUUGGUGCAAGAAAUGGGAAGAUUCAACAAGCUCCUGCAAACGAUUAGGGGCAGUCUCGUGAACGUUCAGAAAGCGAUUAAAGGUCUCGUGAUCAUGAACCCGGACCUCGAAGAAGUAUAUACGUCGAUAAUGAUAGGAAAGAUAUCGCAAAUAUGGAUGAGAAAUUCUUAUCCGUCUUUGAAACCGUUAGGCAGUUAUAUUCUCGAUUUCUUGAAAAGAUUGGCUUUCCUCCAGACGUGGUACGACGAGGGUGUACCAGCGACAUUCUGGAUCUCUGGAUUUUACUUUACCCAAGCUUUUCUUACCGGUGCUCGACAAAAUUAUGCGAGAAAGUACAAGAUUCCGAUAGAUCUCUUAAUAUACGAUUUCGAACCAUUGCGAGAGACAACAUUUCAUGCACCACCCGAAGAUGGAGUAUACGUUUUUGGAUUAUUUCUCGACGGGGCCCGUUUCAAUAUGUCAACUAUGCGAUUAGACGAGUCCUUGCCAAAAAUUUUAUACGAAAGUGUACCAUACAUAUGGUUUAUUCCAAAGAAGAAAGAAGAAAUAAAGGAGAGAAAUACUUACACUUGUCCAGUUUACAAGACAGCAGAAAGAAAGGGUGUACUUUCGACGACUGGACAUUCGACGAACUUUGUAAUCGCGGUAUGGCUCCCGACGGAACUUUCAUCCGAGCAUUGGAUUCUCAGAGGCGUCGCCAUGUUGUGUCAAUUGUCGCAUUAACGGAAACGAGAAAGGGGA